GGGUCCAUCAAGCACAUCCAUCAAGAGUGUUUGGUACAAUGGCUAAACACCAGCAAGAAAACCGAGUGUGAACUGUGUAAUCACAAGUUUAUGUUCCGGCCUAUCUACGCCCCUAAUACACCAACAACCCUGCCCCACACGGAAUUGCUCUUGGCAUUGCUCAAGCAUGCAAGCAACAUGGUUCUGAGGGUAUUUCGCUUGAUCCUGGUCGCUCUGUGCUGGCUGAUAGUUAUGCCGUUUGCCGUAACACGCAUGUGGGCCAUAUUCUUUUCUCCUUCAGGAUCGUUUACAGACGUACAGUUGGACUCCUUUAGCCUAUCGCUUAUGUGUGCGGAGGGCUUAAUCAUCGCAGCGAGUGUCCUGUUUAUCUUUUUGGGCCUGAUUGCUCUGAAUAACUACAUCGUCACCAACAUUCCGGACGAGGAGGAAGACCUAGCGCUCCAAGAAUGGCAAAGGCGCCAAGUGCGACAGAAUCGAAGGCGUUUACGUCGUCAGCGCGAACGCAGGCGACGUGAAGAGCGGGAGAUAGUCGAACGCGUACGCCCGACCGCUAGGGCAUCAGCCCCUGGGGCACCUAGACCGUCUUUACGGGACUCUACGGGCCCUACACAACGCCCACUCAGUAGACGCGCCAGUACCGGCAUGAGACAGCCUAGUAGCAGCGACAAUAUCACCACUGGUCGCCCCACAAGGGCCAGAAUGAGUCCGCGUCUAAGGAGCGGCAAAAUGGCCGGUGACAUGGACCUGUCGCUGGGUGGCUCGGGGGGCGUGCCGAAGGGCUUGGAUUACUCGGAAAGGCCCGCCUUUGUGAACCGUCUGGAUAAGCUAACCCCGGAGCAACGGGCGACGUUUGAGAAGGUGCAGCAGACCUUUGCUGAUCGAGCCAAGGAUGGGGGGGACAAGAAAGAACUCACACCGGAAAUGUUGCGAAGAACCUCCCCAUUCAAACCGGAGGGAUUCCCGGGCAGUCCGAUGUCGGUGGGGUCUGCGGAGAGACUGGCGAAGAUAAACCAGGUUUUAAAGGACAAAACACACAACAGUCCGCGAAGUGGGGCGUCACCGAUUCCACAGGCUCCGUUGAUAUCCCAAUUUUCUUUUGAGGAACAAGAAUAUCGGAAAUCGCCGGUGACAAAGGCUCCGUUGAUGUCCCAGUUUCCCUAUGAACAGCAAAAUUUUAGUAAGACAUCGACGCCAAAGGCGCCUGUGUCCCAAUUCUCUUUUGAAGAAUCGAUAUAUUCGGAUUGCAGUUUGGCAGAUUUGUUGGCAGGCGGCGAUGACUCUCAGGCGAAAAUCAGUAUAGGCUCGGGCACGAGUACAGAUACAGAUACAAAUACUACCACAACCACAACCACAACCACAAGUAAGACACACACAGAUGGGAUAUCAGGUAGUUUGAGGCCUGCAACGGAAGUUUCUGGGAAGUUCAUGGCGUGGUUGGAGAGAGAUCCCGAUUCAUCCCACUCCACUACAUCUCCACUGCAAAUCACCACCCACAGCACGACACCCGACACAAGCAACACAACCAGCGACUCACACGCCACUCUCGCUAGUGCCCAUACACGUGACCCAUUGCACAGUCCACAAUCCCUUCCGCACCACGACAGCGAGACGAAAUCAACACAUCAGGUACAGGAUACCACCAUGGCCGCUAGCCCACAUAAGUCCAGUUUAAAAGCCAGCGACAGCUUCGACACUCUGGGCCGCAGCUGGAGUGAUACUUUGGGUGUCAGUGUGUGGGGAGAUAGCCCCACCACAGACUUCAAGGGUACGCAUGGUAUGCAUGCGGGUCUGGAUACAGCGCCAGAUCUGGCCUCAAGGCUGCGAUCAGACGCAAGCGCCCCGGCAGAGAAUGCGAGCGAGCUUUCUGGAGACUUCAUCCAGAACGGAGGUCUGUUUGGGCCGGGUGCUGCAGCAGCGAGCCGCCUGUCUGGACUCAACCAAGUGGCGCGGAGCGAGGAGAAGGAGCGCGAGUAUACCGCCGCCAUCGCCAGUCUCAUCCAAGAACGCAAGUUAAACGCACGCAAGACACUCGACGGUGUGCAGUCCCCGACCCGCAAGCAAGCGGUAGAUGGGGUGGUGCCACCGGCGAAGCAGGCCUCCACAGGUCCGGAUGGCAUCAGCAGUAGCAACGGAGCCGAGCCAUUCUGGUUCCGGGGUAUGGAACGUGGCCAGGGUAUGGCAGGUGGCACGGACCGACUCUCGUCGUCACAGGACUAUAGCCAUACGAGUGCGCAUGAGAGCCCUCUGCUAGGAUCCGCGGCGCAUGACAGGAUCAUGGGGCGGACGAAUGGGAUACCUCCGGUUAUGCGGUCUCACAGCAGCGGUGAUAGUGCAUCGCAGGGAGAAGCGUCGGUUGGGUCGAGUGCUGCAGGCGAUGGCGAUAGUACACUGAGCGCCAUACGUAUGCAGAUGUACGCCUUACAAGACGACAUGAGGCGGGCUGAGGGCUUACCCGGCACUUCGGCGGGGGUUAGAUAUAGGCCUGCCUCUGCCACUGAUCUAUCUGCGGGUGACCGGGGUGCAUGGGAUGACAAUGGCGCCUAUAGACCUGAGGACAGGACCGGGAGUGGGACCGACCAACCCAACUUCAGCGACGGGGACAUCAGCAACGACACCCCGAGCGAUGGGAGUGACGCGGAGGCAGACGGGCAGCACGACGGCAAUGCGCUCGGGUUCGACUUUGGCCGGGUGGAUAACGGUAAUGACCCAGACGGGGGAGAGGGCGGGUUCGGCUUGGCCGGGCUAUUCGACGGGCCUCACGAAGACGCGAGCUUUGAGGAGCUCAUCGGGCUGAGCGGACCUAUGACCAACCUGCUCGAGAAUCUGUUCUGGGUACUGCUGUUCCUGUCGGCGUUUGUGUGCCUGCUGGGCUAUCUGCCGUGUGUGUUCGGCUUCUACCUCGUACGCAUGGGCCAGUUCCUAAGGGAGUGCAGCGGGGAUGUGGUAGGUAUGGCAGGGCUGUCCUUAUUUGGCCUUGAAACGGGACUUUCGGGCGUGAACUCCACCUUAAGUGAUGUGGUCCACGAUACACUGGCUAGCGUGGCGAAGGAAAGUGCGGUACAUCUUUCAGAAAACCUGACUGUCAACAUAGCCGGCAAUUUCUCCUCCACCCUGAACGGCACCACGGACGCAAUUCUUCUGAACAUCAACCCGCUGUACCUGGAAAAUCUCGUCCUAACGGGGUCUUCUGACGGGUCUCAUCCCGGUCUAACCAGCGCCUCGACACUGUACGACUAUCUGCCAAUCUUCUACGGUCUAGUGGGCUACAUAGGCCUGGCCUCGUUCGCCUCACUAAUCCUCCACGUGACCGAAUCGCGCGACUUCCCCACGGGCGCCUCCCCCACCAACCGCUCGGCCGCCAAGUUUCUGCGCAAGACAUUCGUGUUCUUUGUCAGCCUGGUCAAGGUCUGUGGCCUGGUCUUAACGGAGCUGGGUGUGUUCCCGUUGCUGUGUGGUUGGUGGCUAGACAUCUGUGCCCUGCCCCUGGUGUCGGCGACGCUGAGCUCGCGCGUGCAGUACGCCCAGGCCAACCAUGCGACGGCUGCGUUCUUGCACUGGAUAGCCGGCAUGUUGUACAUGUCGCACUUUGCUGCGUUUGUGGGUGUCGUGAGAGAUGAGGUGCGCCCGGGUGUGCUGUGGUUCCUGCGUAAUCCCAAUGAUCCAGGUUUUCAGCCUGUCAAGGAGAUGAUUGAGCUGCCCGUACAUCACCAUGUGCGCCGUAUUGUCACUUCAGCGGUCAUGUACGGCCUGGUAGUCCUCUGGUUGGUGUAUGUACCCGUCUCCCUGGCGUGCUCCCUGGGUGUGUAUCCCGCGAAUGUUCUUUUGGACGAGCCUCUGGCAGACGUCCCCGUGGACCUAGUGCUGUUCCAUAUGGUGCUGCCCUGGAGUGUGGAGAAGCUUUAUCCGGCCGACGAUGGGAAGAGUUUGGUACGCAAGUGGCUGACUUGGAUGGGCCAGAAAAUGGGUGUAGUGGAGUAUCUACUUGUCCAAGAAGGCGAAGGAGUGCGGGUGGUCAGUGCCGCAGAGCCUGAAGUGGUACCGGAGACCGAGAGCGCGGACGAUAGUGAUCUGGCUGUGGGUGUAGAUGAACCUGCACCUCAAAAUUUGGACUCGGGGCGGGAAAGCCCGGAAGGAAGCGUAGGAAGUGCGGAGAAUAAUUCUGUUGGGGUCUCCAGUGACAGUGACAUGGGAGCACAGGUAGAAAGUUCGUCGCAAACUAGCCUGCACAUGACCACAGUUGAAGACCCAACAUCCGCUUCUAUAAAUAGACCGCAUGAUCAAGCUAUAAAUAGAACGGGGUUUCCAGACCGGCCGGAAGGCUACAGUGGGGGCUUUGUGCUGGGUAGUGGAACGAAAGGUAAGGAAGAAGUCAAUUACAGGACACCAGAGGUCGACAGUCAUAGCAAUGGGUCCCCUUGGGAAAGCCCCUUACCAAGUACGAGCUCGUCCUCGGAUACCGAUACUGAGACGCGCCAAAACCUGCUGCCCAUUAUUGGGACGGCGUCAGACACAGCCGCGUACAGGAGGCAGGCCAUCGAGCGGUCUGUGCAGAAUUAUAAAUAUAGGCGCGCGCAUACACCGUCACAUCCUCAAGAAAGGCGUGGGUCACCCGCACCCGUCUCAGAGGACACCACGACAGAGGAAGAGGGGCCAUCGAGUCAAACAAGCAAGCGAGUGUUUGAGGAUAAGGACCUGGCCAGGCAUGUGAAUGGGUUGGUGUUGACCAGGACAGUGAGCACGGUCAGUUGGAACCACGCAGACCCACCGCUGUAUAUCCGUCCAGACACCCACGUGGUUACGCGCACGCCCAUACAGACACGGGAAGCGACGGGGGAUAGCCUGCUGUCCAGGCGGAGCUCGGGUGGCUACGGAACGGGGCCCAGGAAUACCCAUGCACACAACAGUAGGAGUGCAGCAACCAACGGGCAAGCACGAGCACAGCCACAGCCACGUGAGCUGGUUCCGCCACAGACACGUGACGGUGCACGGCCUGUGCUCGAGGGACAGGAGGAUAGGGGGGAGGCGCAACCGGUUGACAGAGUAGUGCUACCCGAGAAUAACCCCAACGCAGCACCUGCGCAGGCCUUGACGGAGGUGGUGGAUGCCGCGGAUGUGGGCAGAACUAUUGAACACUUCAGACUGAAGAUGCUGGGCUUUGUGACCCUGAUCUUCUUGUCGUUGUUUGCGAUCGACUUGACACUCGCCAUUGUACCAGUGAGUGUGGGGCGCCUGGUCACCACCCUGGUCAUCGGCCGAACCAUCCACGACCUGUACUCUCUAGCGGUAGGUAUAUAUGUGCUGUGGGGAGCCCACGUGGCUGUGCGGGGUAUCAUCACUGCUGCGAACCGGGUGGCUGACCUGGUUGUGGGCAAUGAGGCCAGCGAGGACAGUCAGCAGCACCUUAUUUCCUCUGUAGAUAGGAUCAACAAAGCACUCGGCCUGGUGGUGUGGUACGUACUUGUAAUCCCAUUCCUGGCGGGGCUAGUGAGUGAGCUGCUGUUCAUCAUUCCUCUGACUGUGGCGGAUAAUGAGUCCGUGAUCUUCCACCCCUUCCAGACUUGGGCUGGGGGUAUAGUGUUGACCAAGGUGGCGCACAAGCUACUGAUGCUUGGCCCAGUAAACAGCUGGCAGGACACGUUCCUCAUUCUGGCAGCCACGCCGUACGACGAGCUCGACACAACACACCUACACCAGACCAUCACCAGGCCCGUUGUGGAAGUGUUGCUGCUGAGCUUACUGGUGCCCUAUGUUGCCUCCAAGGGUGUCUUCGCCUUCUUCUGCUCGUCUCCGGAUCUGAUCAACUUCGUAUUCCGGUAUUCGCACCUGGCGUUUCUCUCAGGCGUGUUGUUUUACAAAAUGGCCGAACUUACGCAAGAGUGGGUCAGCACAGUACAUGAUGACGUGAAGAAGAAGAAGUAUCUUAUCGACCUUACUCUACUAAACAUCGACGAUAAGAGCGAUAACGGGGGUGUUGCGCCCACGCAGCAUCUGCAUACGGAUUAGCAUAUGCUUCUUGAAAAUAAAUAUAACUAUGACUGG
Sphaeroforma arctica JP610 is the source of this 6039-nucleotide messenger RNA. RefSeq lists its product as hypothetical. Gene Ontology annotation, molecular function: zinc ion binding. The annotation marks the transcript as partial. Gene Ontology annotation, cellular component: endoplasmic reticulum membrane. Lineage: Eukaryota; Ichthyosporea; Ichthyophonida. The transcript has 10 exons. The record is from RefSeq and is a predicted model, not a curated record.